This is a messenger RNA of Solanum verrucosum, 1011 nucleotides long. RefSeq lists its product as uncharacterized. Gene Ontology annotation, biological process: DNA integration. The record is from RefSeq and is a predicted model, not a curated record. NCBI's taxonomy places the organism in Eukaryota, Viridiplantae, Streptophyta, Magnoliopsida, Solanales, Solanaceae. The transcript is spliced from 3 exons. Bases 1 to 1011 code for a protein of 336 amino acids. Gene Ontology annotation, molecular function: nucleic acid binding.
AUGAAGAACCCAAAGAUCACACCGUAUGUGCAGUAUAUACAAAAGUUGUGUAAGAGAUUUUGCAAGAUUGGGUUCAAACACACUCCUAGGACACAUAAUGAGUUGGAAGAUGCUAUUGCCACCAUUGCCUCAAUGAUUAAACAUCUAGAUACAAGUUAUAUUGAUCCCUUGAAUAUAGAGGUAAAAAAGCAACUUGUCCAUUCUUCACAUGUUGAAGCAAAACUAGAUGGUUUCCCUUGGUAUUUUGACAUCAAGAAGUAUUUGGAAAUCGGGACUUAUCCUGAGAAUGCAACGUUCAACCAGAAGAAAUCAAUUCGCCGUAUGUCUAACAAUUUAUUUACAAGUGGGGAAAUCCUUUAUAGGAGGACUCCAGAUUUAGGUUUUCUCAUUUGUGUGGAUGUUAGUGAAGCUGCGAAGCUUUUGGAACAUAUACAUGCUGGAGUUUGUGGUACUCAUAUGAAUGGACUCACUUUGGCGAAGAAGAUCCUCCGCGCUGGUUAUUUUUGGAUGACUAUGAAGCAUUAUUAUUGCAAGUUCAUGCAGAAAUCUUGGGUCAUGGAUGUCAUCGGUCCGAUAGAGCCAGCCACUUCUAAUGGACACAGAUUCAUUUUGGUUGCCAUUGACUACUUUACCAAGUGGGUGGAAGUAGCUUCAUAUAAGUCGGUGACCAAGAAUGUUGUAGCUGAUUUUAUUACCUACCGAAACUCAACUGCUUAUCGUCCCCGAAUGAAUGGAGUUGUUGAAGCAGCCAACAAGAACAUAAAAAAGAUUUUGAGGAAAAUGGUUGACAAUAACAUAGGUUGGCAUGAGAUGUUGCCCUAUGUUUUAUUGGGUUACAGAAUAACUGUCAGAACGUCAAUUGGAGCCACUCCAUACUUAUUACUAUAUGGAACAGAAGCAGUUAUACCUACAGAAGUUGAAAUACCUUCGUUGAGAAUCAUUCAGGAAGCUGAAUUAAAUGAUGUUGAAUGGGUUCGCAAACGGAUCGAUCAAUCAACAUUGAUUGAUUAG